Messenger RNA from Caenorhabditis elegans, 1859 nucleotides. It is a transcript of the gene atg-16.1, whose product is annotated as Autophagic-related protein 16.1. Lineage: Eukaryota; Metazoa; Nematoda; Chromadorea; Rhabditida; Rhabditidae. Gene Ontology annotation, cellular component: cytoplasm. The coding region runs from base 10 to 1593 and encodes 527 amino acids. Gene Ontology annotation, biological process: aggrephagy; autophagosome assembly. The record is from RefSeq and is marked reviewed. The transcript is spliced from 12 exons.
GCAGAGUUGAUGGCAGACUCGUAUAGAAAAUUAAUUAUUGAAAGGUUAGAAGAUGUCAAACAGAGAAAUAAGCAGACAGCAACAUUAUAUAACAAUUAUUCAAAACUAGCAGAACAACUAGAAAAGAAGCACAAGUAUGGUACCUCUAGUUCAAAUAGUAGUCAGCUAGAAACUGGAGAAUUGGCUCGCGUGAAGGAGGAAAUGGCCGAGUUGUAUCGAUCCAAGUGCCAAAAUGACCAGAGGCUCAUUGAUGCAAAUCAUAGAAUUGCAGACUUUGAGAAAAAGUCUAGUGCAAUUAUUGCUGAAAAAAUUGCACUGGAAGCAACAGCAAAAUCAAUAUGUGCAAAAUAUGCAAAAACAGAAGUUGAACUUCAGAGGUUAAAAGUCGACAACGAUCAACUGAAUGAUGAGCGGAUUGCUUCUAAUACCACAGUAACAAUGCUGACAAAACAAAUACAAGACAUUGAGAACGAUCGAAUCCAUUUUCUGAACAAAAUUCGAGAGCUCAACGAGCAAAGAGUCGAUUUUCUGAACGCAGAAGUUGCUUUAGAAGAAAAACGACGAAACUCUCGUAUUCAAGAUAUGAUCACUAGUGCUGUUCAAGAUAUCACCGACAAGGACACAAAACUAGAAGAAAUGUUGCGUGCUAUGCCUGAUACCAAUUCUAAUGGAGAUUUACUUCUUGGCGACAGUGUGCCAUCCCGCGCAGAGUUUGUCUUGGAGUGUGAGGAAGGAGAAGUAAACGAUGUUCAUUGGCUCGACGGAGAAACGUUUGCGACUGGAGGAUCUGACCGGAAUAUCAAGAUUUGGAAAGUCGAUGGACACGGGGGAUACACUAGAAUUGGAACACUCGCUGGCAGUAAUGCUGCAUUCACUAGGAUAGACUAUGAAAGAGAUCGGAAGCAUUUUAUUGCAUCUUCUAAUGACAAGAAUGUUCGGAUUUGGAAUUUGGAUAACUCUCGGCUUUUGAGUACUCUCUCUGGGCAUUCUGAUCAAGUAACAUGCGUCAAGUUUUAUCAAUCACAUUCGGCGGUUUCUGGCAGCGCAGACCGGGUUAUCAAAAUUUGGGAUAUUCAAAAUCAAAGAUGCAGCCGCUCUCUAUUCCCUGCGUCUAAGGUUCUCGACGUUGCAACCAAUAUGGGUGCAAGCCCAUCACUAUUCGCAUCAGGACAUUUUGACAAAAAACUAAGAUUUUACGAUGGAAGGUCAACGGAUCCAGUUAGAACUGUUGACAUGGGAGGUAGAAUUACUUCUUUGGAUGUUACAAUGAGUGGAUGUGAACUUCUCGUUUCGACUCGUGAUGACACUAUCUCCCUGAUUGAUCUACGAACGUUCCAGACGGUUCACUGUUACAGCGCGGAAAACUACCGUACUAGUUCCGACCUUUCAAGAGUUGUUUUAUCAUCCGGAAAUGAAUACGUCGCUGCAGGAAGUUCGAAUGGAAGCAUCUUCGUCUGGAAUAGAAAUAGUACUAAGCUAGAAAAACAGCUUUGCAGUAACUCGGAAAAUGCCAUAUUCUCACUUUCAUGGAACCCAACAGGAUACGGACUGUUGUCAUCGAGCAAGCAAAAAUUUGUCACAUUAUGGAAGUAAAUCUUCAUGAAAAUAUAUUGUAAAUUUGUGUUUUUUUUCAAGUGUUUCUUGUUAUCUGUAUACGUUUACUCUUCUCUUUCGUCUUCACAUCGAUCCAACUCACGUAAAUUAGCGUUGUUUUCUCUACGGUUCAAAUUGUUUUUCAUACGACUUCAGUUUUGCCAUAUUUUCAACACCAUUUCACUCAGAAAAUUGCGUUUAUUUGUAUUGUUUUCAUAAAUCAGGUUUUGUAUCAGUUUUAGCUUUGAAUGUAGAAUUCAUAUUUG